Molecule: messenger RNA, 1286 nt
Organism: Candidula unifasciata
Lineage: Eukaryota; Metazoa; Mollusca; Gastropoda; Stylommatophora; Geomitridae
Source: the annotation of a GenBank genome assembly
CACGCCAUUCUGGCAGGCUACUACAACGCCAUCAUGAUGUACCUCACAGUUGUCAACGAGACAGUCAACGAAGGAGGCACCAUUAGAGACGGUAAAGAGAUUGUCAAAAGAAUGAGCAACAGGACGUUUUUCGGAAUUGCAGGCCCCUAUCACAUCAGCACUGAUGGCCACAGAGAUUCAGACAUGGCUCUUGUGGAUAUGACUGAUCCCUGGAACGGAACCUUUCAGCGGGUCGGCAUCUAUAAGGCUGAAAGCGAUCAACUGGCUCUGGUAGACGAUAUUAUGAUUAGCUGGCCAGGAAGUGGGCAACCUCCAGAGGACAUCCCUGACUGCAGCAUUCACGAUCAGCUGUGUGAGGCAUAUGCAUCCCUUCAAGGCCCAGAUACCUCGAACCUGGCCAUCGGACUCUCCACCAGUAUCUCCAUCGUUGUUAUCGCUGCUGCAGUUGCUGUCUCAUUUGCAUUAAGGAUGAAGAUAACAAAGCGAAGAACACAGUUAACUUGGUGGAAGAUUGAAAUCGACGAGCUACAACCCAUAAAGAAGAACAUGACAAAAAAUGAAGACGUGAGGGCAACCGCAUUACCUAUCGAGUGUUUAUUUGCUCUCAAAUUACUGACCACCACUUUAAUCAUUCGAGAUAUGAACCACCCUAACUUACUACGAGUCGUGGGUGCUUGUCUUGAAGGAGACAAGAGAGCUUUGAUCACUGAGCAUUGUCCUAAGGGAUCUUUACAGGAAGUGAUAAUGGAUGAAACAUUCAAACUAGACAAUGUCUUCUGCUUAUCUAUCCUGACAGACAUCUUGCGGGCACUGAUCUAUAUCCACAAGCGCUCCAUGCGCUACCAUGGGCGUCUAACUAGUGAGAUUUGUAUGAUUGACUCCAGAUUCUCCGUCAAAGUUGGUUACUACGGUCUUCCCACGAUAUAUGACACCAUUCAGUUACAAAGUAAGGAGCAGAGCAAGGAGAAAGAUGGACUGUGGAAGGCUCCGGAGAUACUCAAAUCUGAUGGGAAAGGAAGUCCCGAAGGAGAUAUUUAUAGCCUUGCCAUUAUAAUGUCAGAAGUAAUCUCAAGAGAGGAGCCUUAUAGCAACGAUAAAGAAUAUUUAACCACACAAGAGGUCUUAAACAGGAUUCGCACGUGCAUGGACCCACCGUUUCGCCCAGCAGUUAACACACCCCCAGACCUCAUACAACUGGAGACGUUGAUGAAGCAAUGCUGGAGCGAAGAUCCAACAAAACGACCUUCCUUAAAUAAAAUUGCAGCUGUCCUUCAUAGUUUAAUGUC